UGGACAGCAUUUGAGGCGAGCGAAUGAGUGCGGGCAGGAGUGCGCUUGUGUUUGGAGAUAUUCAGACGGACAGCCACGGCGCUGAAGCAGUUCACGGAGUUGUCAGGUGGCUUUACGCUUCUUUAACGCUUCUUAGCUCGAUAUCAAACGGGAUUUUACAAAAACUGUACCAGAUGAACACUAUAAUAGAGGAAAAGCAGUACACCGCGCUCAGGUGUUCAGAGAGAUAAAGACUGUACCUCACUAUACCUGCAGGACCUGGGGCAUAUGAACAUAAACCAGAACUCGCAGACAUUUACUGGAUUCACUCUUUAAGUUGAGAUCAAAGUUUCUUCUGGACAGUUUAGAGUAAGCAGUGACCUCUGCAGUUGUGUCUUUCUGACUUCAACGGAUGCACCAUGCUGUUGGACAGUCGAUGGUCUGUCCAGGUUCUCCUGGCUCUAUCAGUCCUGAUUUUGGGUUCGGACAGCGAACCUCAGAAUGCCCCUCGGGUCUUCUUGCCCUUCAAAGAUCUGAGGUCUACAGGUACAGCCCAUCACUUCUCUUUCCUGUUGAACACAUCAGACUAUCGCAUCUUGCGCAUGGAUGAGGAUCAUGACCGCAUGUAUGUGGGCAGCAAAGACUACAUACUGUCCCUGGACCUCCACGACAUCAACCGAGAACCCCUCAUAAUACACUGGCCGGUUUCCCCACAGAGGAAGACGGAGUGUGUUUUAAGUGGCAAAGACACAAACGGCGAGUGUGGUAAUUUCAUCCGUCUGAUCGAGCCGUGGAACAGGACACACUUGUACGUGUGCGGGACAGGCGCCUACAACCCAGUGUGCACUUAUGUCAACAGAGGACGCAAACCUAUGACCGCCAUGCAUCUCCAGAUGCCCCAGACCAGAGGAAGAACUAGUCGUGCAGCUGAACCUGAAACAGUGUUUGAUGAGACAGGACUGCAGGAAUACAUCUUCCAUCUGGAGCCCGGCAAGGAGGAUUCUGGGAAGGGAAAGUGCCCAUAUGAUCCAAAACUGAACAGCGUCUCUGCAUUGAUUAAUGGAGAACUGUAUGCAGGGGUGUAUAUUGAUUUCAUGGGAACAGACUCUGCUAUUUUCCGAACUUUGGGGAAAAAUGCAGUCAUGCGCACUGACCAAUACAACUCAAGAUGGCUAAAUGACCCCUCAUUUGUCCGUGUGCACCUCAUCCCUGACAGCAACGAAAAAAACGAUGACAAACUCUACUUUUUCUUCCGUGAGAAGUCUUCUGAGAUGGGCCAGAGCCCCAAAUCACAGUCACGCAUCAGCCGAAUCUGCCUGAACGAUGACGGCGGUCACUGCUGCUUGGUCAACAAGUGGAGCACCUUCCUGAAAGCCCGUCUCAUCUGCUCGGUCCCAGGAGCUGAUGGAAUUGAAACGCAUUUCGACGAGCUCAGGGAUGUGUACAUACAGCCCACGCAGGACACUAAAAAUCCUGUCAUCUAUGGGGUCUUCUCUGUGUCUGGCUCUGUAUUUAAAGGCUCAGCGGUCUGCGUCUACUCCAUGGCGGACAUUCGGAUGGUGUUCAAUGGACCUUUUGCCCACAAAGAAGGUCCCAAUUAUCAGUGGGUGGCCUACAGUGGAAAAAUCCCCUACCCUCGUCCAGGAACAUGUCCUGGUGGGACAUUCACCCCUAACAUGAAGUCAACGAAAGACUACCCUGACGAGGUCAUCAACUUUAUGCGGAACCAUCCCACCAUGUACAACACUGUGUAUCCGGUGCACAAGCGCCCCCUGGUGGUCAGGACCAACGUGGACUAUGAGUUCACCACUAUCACUGUGGACCAGGUGACUGCAGCCGAUGGCAACUAUGAAGUGCUCUUCCUGGGUACAGACAGAGGUACAGUGCAGAAGGUGAUUGUCCUGCCCAGAGAUGAUCUGCAGACAGAGGAACUGGUGCUAGAGGAAGUGGAGGUCUUUAAGGUCCCUACUCCUAUCACAACUAUGAAGAUUUCUUCAAAACGGCAACAACUAUAUGUGGCGUCUCCGGUUGGGGUGACUCAUUUGGCCCUGCACAGGUGUGAUGUCUAUGGCGAGGCCUGUGCAGACUGCUGUUUGGCCCGGGACCCUUAUUGUGCCUGGGACGGCAAGUCCUGCUCUCGGUACUCGGCCUCACAGAAGAGACGCAGUCGGCGACAGGAUGUGAAAUACGGGAAUCCCAUUCGGCAGUGCAGAGGAUACAAUUCCAACACCAAUAAGAACACUCUAGAGACGGUGCAGUACGGGGUGGAGGGCAGCAGCACGUUUUUGGAGUGCCAGGCCAGAUCGCCCCAUGCCGCUAUCAAAUGGCACCUCCACCGAGACAACAGCGACAGGAGGAGAGAGGUCCGUACCGACGGGCGCGUCUUGAAGACAGAUCAAGGCUUGCUACUACAUUCCCUUCAGUCCUCCGACUCUGGCAUCUACGUCUGCACAGCCACAGAGAAGAACUUCAAGCACACCUUGGUGAAACUUCAGCUGGUGGUCUUGACCAACCAGGCCGUCAACAGCAUCCUAGUGGAAUCGGGCCGUCCGGUGACGUCUUCGCUCCAAUCCAGCCCCUGGACCCCCAGCGCCGGACAAUACAAAGACCUUCUGACCAUCCUCAGUCAGCCUGAGAUGGGCCUCAUAAACCAGUACUGCCAGGACUAUUGGCAAUAUGGAGACCCGCUGAUGGGGGUCAUCAAGGCCAAAGACCUCAAAGAGCUGAAGGAACAGAAGAAACCGCGGAAUCGCAGACAUCAUGGGGACGAGGAGGAGACAUGAGGGGGCUUCAGCCCCCCCGGCCUUAUAGGAAAGACUUCUAAUAGAGGAAAACCUGUAAAAAUAAAAAAAGAAAGAAAAACUUCCAUCAAAUGAAACCGAACUUUUCAAGCAACAAACGGAAUUCCCUUUUAACACAUAAAGAUGAUAUCAUACACAGUAUUUAUUGUAGGUUGUAUAUAGUACCAUUCUGUAGAUUUCUUUGUACUUAAAUAGAAAAAUGAAUGCUCUUUGUGUAUAAGUACCUAACGGGCAAAUAGUAUUGUUAUAUUAUUUUUAUUGUCACAACUACAAACAAAACAAAAGAAAUCUCCAAUUUCCAUCUUCCGGGCAUUGUCGACUCGUAUAUAUUGACGUAAACUCAUAGACUAUGAACUGUGUUGAACUUGAGAUGGGUAUGGAAAGAGCGAAUGGGAAUUAAUCUUCCCCCUUAGACUCUUCACACGGAAAGACAUUCGGAAAAGGCGGGGCACGAGAUGCUGACAUCAUAAUGCACCUCACCACUAGUCCCACCCCUAAGUGCAUUCUGGUCCCUCAUUGGUUACAAUGCUACACCAGCUCAUAUUGUCUUCCUAAUGUCGCUCUGUAUGCACAAAUGCAUCUGUUUCAUUGCACAAAUGUUUAAGGUAAUCAAGUUUCAUGGCACAUUUUUUUGUGACUGUUUUGACUCAUGUAAAACAGCUGCUAAGGGUUCUUAGUAAGCUUUUAUUGUUUUUAUGCCACUUUUGAAAAGACUAAAAGCACAAACCAACUCGCACCAUGAUGAUGUCAUAAAUGCACAAAUGUGAAAGCACGUCCAGGUCAUAUUUCACCCAUUAAAAAAAGUAAAUUAAGCCAUUCUUUUAAAUCAUUAUUUUCAUAUAAACAAAUUUUCCCACCAUGUUUUAAUAUUCUAAUACUAAUUUUCCCAUUAUGGUGAGAAUGCAAUUUUUUUUAUGAUAUCAUGAUAAAUAGAUUUGAAAAGGGAAAUGUCACAAUCCAAAACUGGUGACAUGGGACUUGUUUUUAAGCAACAAUUAUAUAUAAUUAUAUUCCUUUUCAUUUCGAGGGUGAAAUAUGAUCUGGUAUGCUUUUGUGAGAUUCAGCUAAUUAUGGCCUAAAUAUGAAUUUAAAUAAACUGGUGAAGGCUACAAUAUUAUAAAAGACACAUCCUGAUAUAUGACAAAACCUACAUUCAUUUUCAAAAUGUGUUCACACUGUAUAGAGCAUUUUAUCACAGUUUUAAACUACUCGAGGUCUUGGGAAGCUGGCUUUUCAUUGUGUGCAUGAUUUAUGUAGUGGUAUUGUAAUUACGAAAUUAAAGAUAGCUACGUUGCA
Molecule: messenger RNA, 4076 nt
Organism: Sinocyclocheilus grahami
Lineage: Eukaryota; Metazoa; Chordata; Actinopteri; Cypriniformes; Cyprinidae
Gene: sema3fb
Product: sema domain, immunoglobulin domain (Ig), short basic domain, secreted, (semaphorin) 3Fb
Exons: 19
Coding region: 399-2762 (787 amino acids)
Biological process (GO): positive regulation of cell migration; neural crest cell migration; semaphorin-plexin signaling pathway
Cellular component (GO): plasma membrane
Molecular function (GO): semaphorin receptor binding; chemorepellent activity
Source: RefSeq, a predicted model, not a curated record